AAAUAAUACAUAGAGGUGAAAUCUUUUGAUGUUUUUCUUUGUUGUUUUGUUCUUGGAACAGGACAAAUUGAGGUAUGAUACAUAGAUGGGGAGGAAAGGGAAUUGGUUUUCUUCCAUAAAGAAAGCUUUCAGCCCAGAGUCCAAGGAAAAGAAAGCCCAGAAAUCAAAUAAAUCAAAGAAGAAAUGGUUUGGGAAGGAAAAAUCGUCUGUUCCUGAUUCCUCGCCUUCAGAAACUCUUACUGUGCCUCAUCCUCUUCCUCCACCAGAAGAUGUGAAAUUGAUUGAAGCAGAGGAUGAACAAACUAAACAUGCUUACUCUGUUGCAGUUGCCACUGCUGUGGCAGCCGAGGCUGCUGUUGCAGCUGCUCAAGCUGCAGCAGAGGUUGUUAGACUCACUACCGUGAAUCAGUUCACAGGCAAACCGAAGGAGGAAGUGGCAGCAAUCAAAAUUCAAACAGCAUUCCGGGGAUACCUGGUAUGCCUCUUUUUAAAUACAUAAAAUUGCAAAUUGUUU
Messenger RNA from Camellia sinensis, 514 nucleotides. Lineage: Eukaryota; Viridiplantae; Streptophyta; Magnoliopsida; Ericales; Theaceae. The record is from RefSeq and is a predicted model, not a curated record.